Blastomyces gilchristii SLH14081 is the source of this 11069-nucleotide messenger RNA. Its product is annotated as alpha-1,3-glucan synthase. Gene Ontology annotation, biological process: fungal-type cell wall (1->3)-alpha-glucan biosynthetic process. Gene Ontology annotation, molecular function: alpha-1,3-glucan synthase activity. The transcript is spliced from 8 exons. The coding region runs from base 3390 to 10655 and encodes 2421 amino acids. NCBI's taxonomy places the organism in Eukaryota, Fungi, Ascomycota, Eurotiomycetes, Onygenales, Ajellomycetaceae. The record is from RefSeq and is a predicted model, not a curated record. Gene Ontology annotation, cellular component: fungal-type cell wall.
UUCGGGACACUCUCAGCCCACACGGGCCACAAUCUGGCUACGGAAGCCAAUGACGAUGGCAUGCUUGCUGGCCGUUGCUUGAAGCAACGAUCGAUGGUCGCAUCGGUAGGGCGCGAUCCAGAAAUCGAGGCUCUGUUUAAUAAUGGCCACGGUGCCGGCGCUAAUCUGGGCUGAAUCCUGAUGGUUGGGAUCGGGCGCUCUUGAGCAAAUUUUCCGACCAGAUGGCCUCUCAAGCAUCUCUCGGCAGUCGGACUUUGGUCUCAUAGGGGUUGGUAAUAAUUACGAGGCAGAUUUGUCAAGAUUAACUAUUCAUUUUACUCUUCGUGGACUCUUUCGGGGGCCCGUCAUAUUAUUUAUUCUCAUUAUUAUUUAUUAUUCAUCCACGCCAACUCAAGAUGGAUGAUACGAUGGCAUGAAGUCUCCAGUUUUCUGGUCCGUUCCGGUUUGAUCUAGACCUGGUUUGAGUUGGGGUGUGUGUCAGUUCUUGCAUUUCUGAUUGACCUUGAAUGCCCCUUGGCCUUUCGACCGACAACUAGUUCUUGAAGGGCUUGGAGCUGGGUUACGCCGAGCCCCACUGCUCAGCUCAAAGACUCCUCUGCAGCAUAAUUGGCGAAGUCGUUAUCAGAGUGCGCCUAUUCGAUAUCCAAGCUCCACUUUUCACUUUUCUCGGAAUAUGUCUCAACAAACCAGAAGCGAAAGGUGGCGAUCCAAAAACAACGAUGGAAAGAAGAAGAAAAGAGAAAGGAAAGGAACGUGCAAAAGAGGAUGACAUCCCAUCCAGUUGUCUCUUGCAAUGAGUUGCAUGUUUCGCCUGGAUAGAAAGUGUCUUCAUCUUCAAAGCUUGGCCUUCUGACAUUGUCCUCUUGGAUACCCAUUGAUGAAUGUUGCCAGGACAAAAAUGCCAGAAGAGUUUUCGGUCGAAAUUCCUUCGUUCAAACAUGCACUUUGUUCUAGCGAGGAUGAAUACACCCACAUAUCUUGAAGACCACGACAGUUGCUGUGCCUUGUCAUACUCGUGUUGAAUAAGAGGAUAAGUAACGGCUGUGUUUCAAGGAGAACCAUGCCAGGGAUGGGUGCGAUCCAGGGAUCAAAUCAUAGUAAUACCAAAUAUCCAUUUGAAGUUCUCUUCCGUCAAAUACAGCUAUCCAGCUUUACGUCCACCGGCCCCACCAGCCCCCACCAGCCCUCACCAGCCCUCAAAAAGCAAAUCAAAAAGAAAAGAAAAGAAAAAGAAAAGAAAAGAAAAAGAAAAGAAAAGAAAAAGAAAAAGAAAAAUCAUCUUUAUCACCGUUUAUCCCAUAUUAUUAACAGGCCCUGAACCCCGAAGGAUGUGCUCCCCCUCAGUUCCGAAACUGGCGACAGCAUAGCAGCCUAGGUUCCCAGCAGUUGCGUUGUCUGAGUUGCUAAGCUUAAAAAUAUGAAACAUUACUCACCAAGAACAACCUUUCCAAUACGCUUACACGUGGCUGUGGGUAUGGAUCGUAUCGAGAACUUCGGCAGCCAAUGACAGAUGAAUGGCUGCUUCGGUGGAUUCGAGAAUAAUAUUUUUAGGAUUUGUUCAAGCGAUCCCGCUCAAAUAAUGGAAAGCAUAAAAAAAAAAAAGAAAAUACAUCAAAGCUGACUCGCCAAGGCUUGUCAGCACCCAUCUCCGAGGCGCAAAAGGCACCACAUCGGGAGUCUCCAGCAAACCGAAGAAUUCAUCAGCGGGAUCUGUAUUUAUUUCUUUUCGCGUUAUUCUCUUUUGUCGGAUGCAACUGGAAAAUGGACAAUAAUAAGAAUAAUCAUGGCUCGUCGACUGCGGCUCAAGCGCCAAGGCUGGGCGAGAUGCAGCUAGUCCCAAGUCGGACACCCGGCUGGCGCUGCCACACCCAAGCACAACUUAAAUUUGACUCCACCUCCUCGAGUCGACAACAUCGACGACGUGGACACACACGAUAUGAUACGGCCAGGAUUCGAGGAUUCCGGUGGCUGUUAAAUUAAAUAUCCCCAUCAUCAUUAUUAUUGCCAGUAUUAUUAUUCGUUUGAAUCCAACGAGCCGCAAGGACGAAGAGAGCUGAUAGCAACUUCGGGACUUGCCUGCUUUCCGGCUCUGGUUGGUGCCUGACUUGGACAAUCAGUAACUCGGCUCCAAUACCAACCGUUCCUGAGCCACAGAAUACCAAACAAGGGAACACUCCCCCCACCGGUGCCUGAAUUCGUGCUGGCGUUUUCGAUACACUCUUGCAUGGUCGACGUCAAGACGUGAUGUCGCAUAUCGGUGAUAUCUCAUGGAACAGCCUGCGGAUGCUUCACACAAGUUGCGGGCGAAAAUGAUGGAAUAAGGAGAGCGAUCCAAAAAAAAAAAAAAAAAAAAAAAAAAAAAGGCGAAACUUGAUCUUUGAAGUUCAUUAUUCUUCCUGGCUGGGAAACUCCGCUCUUGGGCUUGCCUUGACCUCGUUUCACCAUCGCCAGCAGAGACUAUGUUUGUAUCCCAACACCAGUCAUGUUGUUUUCUACUAAACCUAGAAAGCUCCGGUGUAAGCCCAAGCCAAAAUAGCAAGUGUUCGACUUGGGAAGCAAAAUCAAAAAUCCUUGAAGAAGAUGAGAAGGUAAAGAAUUGGGAGAAUGGAUGAGGACCUAGUUUUAUAUUUCCUUGGAUUUGCUACUUCAUGUCGAAAGAGCAUUCUUCCUUCCGGUGACCGAGGGAGGUCGUGUCUGAAAUUUUCCCGUCACGCUCAGGACGAAUGGCCCUAAGAGACUAUUUCAGGCAGCGUAUGAUCCUCUCAUGCAUUACUAGCGCCUGUAUCUUUCCCUGUGAUCUGAGACUUUUGACUACGCUGCGUAGUCGUCCGACACCGAAAAUAGCAAUGUAUCUGCCAAGCUAGAAUCUCGCUUCAUACAUUUUCAGCUGGCUAGAUGCAAAGCGUCUGCCAGUGCCACAAUAAUGCGAUGAGUAAUGGAGGCUGAAUGAAAAUUCAUCGAUACCGGGGUACCCGGGUGGGACCUUUUUUUCUCUUUUUGAAGCCGGAAGAAGUCAUAUUCGCCCCAGCCCCCACCCAGAACUUACUACUUGGUAGAUUCUACCCGGGCCGACCUUGUCUCUUUAUUUGACAUUCUUGUUCUUUGCUUCUCUCAUGUCCUGAUAUUUUCUAAUGAACAGUUUCUUUAAUACUUUGGUUGCAUUACCAUUUACGGUCGUUUCUUAUUCUUUUUUAAAUCAGUCUAUCGUUCUAAAUCCUCAAGCCUCAGCUUUAUAUCAGUGCUGGAAGCGAGGAGCUUGAUGCAAUAUAUUGGUUUAUUGGUCAGGUAAUACUUCCACUUUCCUACCACCAUUCCACUCGUUUCACACCUUGGGUAUCGCCGCAGCCUAUGUUCGAAGUACAUAGCGGCAUAAUUUCUAGUCAUUAUUGAUGAUGCGGCGGUGGUUGGUGGGAGUGUCGCUGGCGCUUCUCGCUACAGGAGCGACGAGUUGGCCAUACGACCCGGAGUUUGAGGGAUAUAACCUCAACGAAAAUAAGACAGCUACAAAUCCCGCAGACUAUUACGGAGAAUGGGAGAAUCAUGAGUACUUCCCGUCGCCGGAGAAUUGGCGCUUUCCAUUCUACAGCUUGUUCCUCGAUCGAUUUGUGAAUGGAGACCCGAGGAAUGACAACAUUAACGGCACGUUCUUCGAACAUGAUCUGAACUCGAAUCAGAUGCGUCACGGGGGCGACAUAAGUGGUCUGGUGGAUACGUUAGAUUAUCUCCAGGGUAUGGGAAUAAAGGGUAUCUAUCUCGCUGGAACUAUUUUGAUGAACGCGCCUUCGGGCGCGGAUGGUUACUCGGUGCUUGACACUACCCUUCUCGAUCGACAUUACGGUAAUAUCCAAGAAUUCAGAUAUGCUAUUACAGAAAUACAUAAGCGGGGCAUGUAUGUCCUUAUGGAUAACACUUUGGCAACAAUGGGCGACCUUAUCGGCUUCAAAGGAUAUUUGAAUACAACAACACCGUUUGAUGUCAACGAACAUGAGGCAGUAUGGAAGACAAAUCGUCGUUAUGUGGAUUUCGAUAUCGGCAACAACUACAAUGAGACGUGCGAUUAUCCAAGGUUUUAUUGGGAAAACGGUUACCCUGUUGGCAAUGAUGUCACAGACCAACUGAAGGGCUGCUAUGAUAGUGAUUUUGAUCAAUAUGGUGAUAUCGAAGCUUUUGGAGUCUACCCAGAUUGGCAGCGCCAGCUUGCAAAAUUUGCUUCCGUGCAAGACCGUCUACGUGAAUGGGUUCCUUCUGUCAGGCAGCGACUCAUGAGGCACUCGUGCCUGAUUAUUCGACAACUUGAUAUUGAUGGCUUCCGAUAUGAUAAGGCCUUACAGGCGACAGUCGAUGCGUUCGCGGAUAUAAGUGAGCACUAUCGUGAAUGCGCCAAAAGUGUUGGGAAACAUAACUUCUUUCUGCCUGGUGAAAUCACGGGUGGAAAUACUCUUGGAUCUAUUUAUAUUGGUCGAGGACGUCAACCGAACAUGUUACCCGAGACGUUGGAGGACGCCGUGAAGCUGACGAACACUUCGAGCGAAAAAUAUUUCAUCCGCGAACCAGGCAAAUCUGCUCUGGAUGCUGGUGCAUUCCACUACUCGAUCUAUCGUUCUUUGACCCGGUUCCUUGGUAUGGACGGUAACCUUGCUGCCGGAUAUGAUACCCCCGUUAACUGGGUGGACACUUGGUACGAGUUCCUCCUCACAAAUGACUUCGUCAAUGCCAAUGGGAAGUUUGAUCCACGCCAUAUGUUCGGAGCAACGAAUCAGGAUGUUUUUCGCUGGCCGACCAUUAGGGAAGGGACAGAGAGAAUGCUAUUAGCCUUCUAUAUUACCACGCUUCACCUACCUGGUAUCCCCUUGCUACUUUGGGGCGAAGAACAAGCAUUCUACGUCUUGGACAAUACUGCUCGGAAUUAUAUCUUCGGGCGGCAGGCCAUGUCACCAGCAACAGCUUGGCAAACCCACGGCUGUUACAGCCUUGGCUCUGAGCAGUACUAUCAAUGGCCCAUUGAGUCUGGUAAAUAUGCCUGCCAUGACGAGACUGUGAGCUACGACCAUAGAGAUCCAUCACACCCAGUACGGAAUGUUUUGAAAACCAUGUAUCAAAUGAGGGAGCACUACCCGACGCUAAAUGAUGGGUGGUUCGUUCAGCACCUUUCAAAUCAAACGUGGCAGGUUUUCCUCCCCGGUUCCAAUAAUACACCAACGGAAACUGGAAUGUGGUCCAUCCACCGUAGUCGUUUUGAGGCCGUCCAAGACUUCGGCAGGGAAGGGAAUCUCCCAGUUUGGCUUGUGUAUCAAAACUACAACAAAACCCACAAGUAUGAGUUCGACUGCUCGGAUAAUGAUACGGCACUCAUAUCUAGCUUUGAUAGUGGUACCACUGUCAAAAAUUUGUUCUAUCCCUUCGAUGAACUUACAUUGAAAGAAGGUCCCAAGAAGCUAGGGUUUGAUCAAUCUGCCGAGUUUAAUGGGUGUCUUGAUAGCCUCGAGUUGAAACCAUGGGAUUUCAGAGCCUACGUUCCCAAGGACAGGUUCAUUCGACCACGACCUAUGGUCACAAAAUUCGUUCCAGGACACGAUGCUCGCCUGCAGUCGACAGUUUCUCCCGAUCAAGAUGAAACAGUUCCCAUUGAACUAUAUUAUUCCGAAGCGAUGAGCUGCGAUGGCGUAACUAGGAGCAUUACGUUCAAUUCAACUACAGACAAUGGUAAAAAGCCAUCUAUUGACGCAAGUAGUGUCAAGUGUACAACGGUGACCCCCGAACCUCCGAAAUAUAUCGGUGAAGUUCCACAUUCAUGGAAAUGGUCUGCCAAUCUCGUUGGUGUCUACAAUGGGGUACACAGGGUAACAAUCUCGAAUGCCCCCAGCAAUGAUGGCCUUACCAAUACGACUUCGGUAGAUCAUUUCCUUUUCCGUAUUGGGCAACCAGACAACCCUAUGGUUUUCACCCGGGCUGCAAAUUAUUCAUCGAAUUUGCUACAUAAGGACAACAAAGGUAACCUAUAUGUAACUCAUCACGCUGCUGGAGCAGACCUUUAUCGGUACUCCUUGACUUGGGGUUCAUCAUUUUCAGAUUGGUUACCUUACGAGGGCGGUAAUACUACUCUCGAGCGCCAGCAUUGGUCUGGCACCAAACUGCAAAGAUGGGAAGGCGAGCAUGUUUCAAUUGAAUACUGGAAUCGUAUGACUGGGAGUAGCUCUCAUGUCCAACAUGGCGACCUUGAUUGGCCUAGCAGCAAACCACGAAGAUUUCCGCAUCUCUUUUGGAACGGUCCUUAUAACCAAUAUGGCUAUGACGCUGGUCUCAAAAACCACAUGGUGCAGGAUGAUGACGGAAUAUGGAAGUUCAUAUUUAUGACAGAAUGGCCUGCAUUAGCUCAAGUCAAUGUUUGGGGAAUUAACCCGGAUGGUAAGCCAGAUCAAACAUUUGUAUUUGGUGACAUAGAUGGCGAUUCUGUAUUGGAUCGCUUACCGCCAUCUUCGCUUGCGAAAACUAUCAUAAACAUUACGCAACCCCCUCCUGCGCCUCAUCUUGCCUGGCUGUUUUCCUUGAACGACGGUACCCUUCGUUUCCAAUUGCACCCUGUCGGUAACCAUUACCACCAAUUGAUUCUAUACAUCCUCCUCUGGGUUAUACCUAUUUUGACCUCUGCUAUUGGUAUCUAUGUGUUCAUGAAAUCCUUUUACCGGGUCAAAUUUAAUCAGGUCGGAAUUAGCGAUAAGGGGGGAUUUGUUCCUCUCGCUAUCAGACGGAAAUUUCGGAGGCAAGCUCUCGAAGAAUCUCACACGAUGAAACCGCUAAUGAAACUCGCAAACAAGUCGAAAUUUGUACAGUCGACUUCUGCGCUUGUCGAUCAUUCGGGCAAAAGACGUACCACUCUAAUUGCCACCCUAGAGUAUUACAUUCCAGAUUGGAAAAUCAAAAUCAAGAUUGGAGGUCUGGGUGUGAUGGCUCAGCUAAUGGGAGAGAAUCUUGGACAUCAGGACCUGAUCUGGGUCAUCCCCUGCGUUGGCGGAGUUGAUUACCCAGUUGACCAAGUUGCCGAGCCAAUGACAGUGACUAUCCUUGGGAAUGCGUACGAAGUCAAGGUUCAAUACCAUAUUCUUAACAAUAUCACCUACGUUCUUCUCGACGCACCUGUUUUUCGGCAGCAGUCCACCGCUGAGCCAUAUCCAGCCCGCAUGGAUGAUCUCGACAGUGCUAUUUACUACUCUGCCUGGAACCAGUGUAUUGCUUUGGCGAUUAGAAGAUUCCCAGUUGAUUUGUACCAUAUUAACGAUUAUCACGGUUCAGCUGCGCCAUUGUAUCUCCUACCUCAAACGAUUCCGGCUUGUCUUUCCUUGCACAACGCUGAAUUCCAGGGCCUAUGGCCUAUGCGUACACAGACAGAAAAGGAAGAAGUAUGUGCUGUUUUCAACCUUCCACUAGAUGUUGCAUCCCGCUAUGUCCAGUUUGGCGAAGUGUUCAAUUUACUUCACGCUGGCGCAAGCUAUCUACGUGUUCACCAGCAGGGCUUUGGGGCAGUGGGCGUCUCGAGGAAAUACGGAAAACGCUCGUAUGCACGAUAUCCGAUCUUCUGGGGACUGAAGAAAGUCGGCAACCUACCCAAUCCCGAUCCAUCAGACACUGGCGAAUGGAACAAACAGCUGCCCAAAGACUCUGAUAUUACUGUCGACCCAGAAUUUGAAGCUAAACGAGCAGAGCUUAAAAGGCAAGCUCAGGAAUGGGCAGGUCUGGACCAAAAUCCGGAUGCAGAUUUGCUAGUAUUUGUCGGGCGUUGGUCGAUGCAGAAAGGGGUUGACCUCAUCGCUGAUGUUUUCCCUGCUGUCCUGGAAGCACGCGAGAAUGUUCAGUUAAUAUGUAUCGGGCCAGUGAUCGACCUUUAUGGAAAAUUUGCUGCUUUGAAGCUCGAGAAGAUGAUGAAGCUUUAUCCUGGCCGUGUUUUCUCUAGACCUGAAUUUACAGCUCUCCCACCGUAUAUCUUUAGCGGAGCUGAGUUUGCAUUGAUUCCAUCUAGAGAUGAGCCUUUCGGAUUGGUAGCUGUCGAGUUUGGUCGGAAAGGCGCUCUCGGCAUCGGUGCAAGGGUUGGUGGUCUUGGGCAAAUGCCAGGUUGGUGGUAUACCGUUGAAUCUACCACCACUAGCCAUCUCCUUAAUCAGUUCAAAUUGGCGAUCGACAGUGCACUGAAUUCGAAACCUGAGGUGAGAGCCAUGAUGCGUGCGAGGUCCGCAACACAGAGGUUUCCUGUUGCCCAGUGGGUGGAAGACCUCGAAAUCCUCCAAAGUACAGCAAUUAGGAUCCAUAACAAAGAAUCUGCCAAGUCAACUGGACAACCUCAUACUCCUUCUGGAUACAAUACACCUGGCAUCCCGGGCUCCCCACUUGGCCCUGGAAGCAUGAGCCCCGCUACGCCAGGGUCGCGGAAUCAUAGUUAUGCAGCGGGCCACAGAUUGAGCGCUUUUGGGCCACAAGCAAGAAAUACCGUCAUUUACCACCAGGACUCCAGCCCUGGUCCCGAUACUGAUAAUGAAAUUCCAGCUGGUCUCAGCAGGAAUCUCUCACUUGGUGUGCGGUCUGGUCCUGGCCAUAUGGGAGGUGAAUCUCACGUGCCACGGAAAUUACGAAAAAAUAAUGCCCCAGUGGGCGUACCGGAGAACGAACCUGAAAACGAACCGGAGCCCGUUGGUGUGGCUGUGACCGCCGAUAUCGACGAGGAGAGCGAUGAUGACACUGCAGCACACUAUUUUGGUGAUGAUGAUGAAUACACGCUGACGCGGGAACAAGCAGAGGCAGGUCGAGGAAACCAAUUGGGUUUGUUAAGUCGGAACUUUCAUAAUGCCGAUUUCAAUGAACAGAGGACCCCAGGGACAUCAAGACCGCCCUCGCCCUCCUCUGCAGAUGGCUUCCUGCCGCCAAGUCGUCCCUUGCCUUACUCUGGAAACUUCCCCAGUUCUACCUCCGUUCUCUCUUUGGGAUCUGUUGUUGGUAGUAAGAAAGAUUUUAAGUUGCAGAAAGUAGAUCCAUUCUUCACCGACAGCAAUGGUGAAUUUUAUAGGGCAUUCGAGAAGAAACUGGAAGACCUUAAUAGCGAAAAUUCAGAAACCGAUCUAUGCAUCGAGGGCUACUUGGUGAAAAGCGAAAAGAAAUGGUUCAAUCGAUUUAGAAAUGCUCGUUUGGGGCGCAAUACCAAUUCCGACAAUCCCCCGUCAUUGUUUCGUGCCAAACGCGGGAGUGGUGUUUCCCCGGCUCCCUCUGAGUACGGUGAAGAUCUCGAGUCUCGGGCUAGCGAUUAUGGGAAGGACGGCGAUGAAUUCCUGCUGGGUAACGACUACAUACCUCCAACUGGCCUAGAAAAAUGGAUGCAGCUUCGAAUCGGCGAUUGGCCGGCUUACUCUUUCUUUCUUGCCUUUGGUCAAAUAAUUGCUGCGAACUCUUACCAGAUCACGUUGCUCACGGGUGAGGUCGGCCAGAGUGCCACCAAACUAUAUGCCAUCGCGACCACGUAUCUCAUCACCUCGAUCAUCUGGUGGUUCAUUUUCCGCUGGUUCAAAUCCGUUAUCCCUCUGUCUCUUCCGUUCUUCUUUUAUGGUCUGGCGUUCAUGUUUAUUGGGGUUGCUCGCUUCGCUGGGACCGAGAAUGGGGUGGGUUGGAUCCGGAACAUCGGAUCCGGGUUGUACGCUACGGCAUCAUCCAGCGGUUCUAUCUUUUUCGCACUCAACUUCGGUGACGAAAGCGGGGCACCUGUUAAAGACUGGGUUUUUCGAGCUUGUGUCAUCCAAGGCACCCAGCAGAUAUAUGUGGUUGCCCUUUGGUACUGGGGAUCAACGUUGACGAAAAAUAUUGCUGAGGGCGUUAUUGAAGCCGAUCCUAUCGCGUCUUCAUGGAAGCUGACCGCAAUUGCAAUCCCAAUUGGGCUUUUCCUUUGGACAAUCGGGCUGUUACUAUUCUUUGGCCUUCCCAAUUACUAUCGCCAAACCCCCGGAAAAGUCCCCUCCUUUUACAAGUCCCUCUUCCGUCGAAAGAUCGUGAUAUGGUUUUUCGUUACUGUCGUCGUUCAGAAUUUUUUCCUCAGCGCACCCUACGGUCGAAACUGGGCCUUCCUAUGGAGUUCCAAGCAUGCUAAGCCAUGGCAUAUUGUACUACUUAUCUUGCUCUUUUUCAUCGUGGUGUGGGCUGUACUGCUUGCGGUCCUGGGUUACCUAUCUAAGGAUCAUAGUUGGAUAUUACCUCUCUUUGCAAUUGGACUUGGCGCUCCUCGAUGGGCACAAAUAUGGUGGGGCACAAGUGGCAUCGGCCAACACGUCCCCUGGGCAGGCGGCUAUAUCUCAGGAGCAUUGAUAUCAAGAAGCCUAUGGCUUUGGCUGGGAGUUCUUGACGCGAUGCAAGGUGUUGGAUUCGGCAUGAUCCUUCUACAAACGUUGACCCGACUCCAUAUCUGUUUUACCCUCCUUGCAGCCCAAGUUCUAGGUUCCAUCGCAACUAUUUGCGCCCGCACCUUUGCGCCCAACAAGAUUGGUCCCGGUGAUAUUCAUCCUGACAUAUCUGGAGGAAUCAGCGCUAUUGAGAAUGCUUGGUUUUGGAUAUGUCUCUUUUGUCAAUUAGCCAUAUGUGCUGGAUUUUACUUGUUCUUCCGAAAAGAACAGCUCAGUAAACCUUAAUUAAUAUCUUAAUCGUUUCGCGUUAUGGUUUCCCUUGAAAAGUCUUCUGUUACUUCUUAUCUGAUAUAUGUUUAUGCAUCUGACCACUGGUUUUGGGGGUUAAUAUGCCAGUGACUGUAACUUAUGCUGUUUUCUUUUUAAUGGGCUUCUAAUGUUUGGCGCGGUGAUAUUUUCAAGGCGUACGGAACGGGUUUGAUAUCUGUCUAAUAGAUUUUAUUUAUUUUGUGCUGCAAUAACUACUUGUUGGCCUAUUUACUUUAAUGAUUCUGAUAUGAUUCUGAUGUCUAAUUAUCUAUGCACGGAGAAAAAAGGGUCUGCUCCAAUGUUGAUCUAUGGGUUCUGCUUCCCUAGUAGUGGAUGUUUAUAGUCCCGCUCCUGCUCUGUGCCCGUUUUCAAAACCUGACCGUAGACGAG